Molecule: messenger RNA, 2972 nt
Organism: Caenorhabditis sp. 36 PRJEB53466
Lineage: Eukaryota; Metazoa; Nematoda; Chromadorea; Rhabditida; Rhabditidae
Source: the annotation of a GenBank genome assembly
AUGACGACGGUCCCCCCGAGAAACGGUGCGAUGGACGUGCUCACGUGGCUCAAAAUGAGAGAAUGUCCGCUGGAGCACAUCCAACUCGCGCAUUAUAUGAAUUUGGAAGUGCGUCGAAUCCAGAACGCGCGGAUAAUCAGUCCCAAGGGGUACGAGCCGAUGGAGGUACUUCAGAAAGCGCAAAAGAAUGCUCAGAAUUGUGAACUCUCCAGGUUAUGACGUUUUGGGUGACGAAACGCGACUAUCCGUAUGGCGACUACGAUCGGACGCGCGGAUUCGUGUCGAAAAGUCGCAAAUACUUUGAGAUUGCGAGGAAAGGGAAACCGGAGGACAACAGGAAGUACGGCAGGGGGAAAUCAGCGUAGAAAUCGAUCCGAUCAAAUUUUCGGCUCAAAAUUCAUGAAUUUCAGUCAUUUUCCAACCAUUGUCGGUGUGGGAGCGCUUGAAAUUGGUGCUUUUUGGUUUUUGCUCAUAUUUCUCUCUGAAAGUGAAUCCUUUUCGGCUUAAAUCAAAUCGGUCUGAAACAGUCAAGAUAGACACUCUAGACCAAUACUGAUAAUCGUGCAAAGUAUGGUCCCAGUAGCCCUAAAUAUUCGAUCUCAGAUUCCGAGUGCACACAAUCUCGGCGGACUGCAAACUCGAGGCGUUCGUGGCCGAAUCGAUCGAAAUGUGCUCGGAGCGAGAUGUGAUCCAAAUUGUGAACGUCCAGUUCAACAAGGCGGUCCUUUCGGUCGUUUUGCCGAAAAACGAGCUGCACGGACCGAUCAUCACGAAUGGUCCGCACGGAACCAUCCGUUUCUCCUCCGACAACCGCCGCCUUCUCUACUUUGCCAAACCCAAUGCGAAACAACUGAAAACUGUAACUCUACUGGAAUUUUUUUCAUUUUCUCAUCGCUUUCGCUUCAGCAAUCGGGCAAGAAUCGCAAGUUCGUCGUGUGCACUUUCGAUUUGGACACGGAAAAAGUGGCGGUGAACACUGACGAGAAUUUGUGCGAACGCACCAUCAAUAUGGUCAGUUUCCUGGAGAAAAACAAGAAAAUCGUCGGAAAAUGAGUAUUGUAGAUCGAAUGGACGCCCGACUGCCGCGGCAUCAUUUUCCAUCGGCGCCGCGAGCUCGUUUGGCACAAGUUUGGAGAGUCCUACUACAAUCAGAUAAUGAACGAGGUUCCGGUGCCGCGCCGCAUUUCCUUCUCGCCAGACGGCACCCGACUCGCUGUUUUCAUCGGUGCCGACUUUCAGUGCACUCGCGCCGUUUAUCUGGUACGUUUCGGCUGAACUUUUGACCGACUUGCAAUAAUCCGAUUGAAAUCAAACUUUGAAGGUUUCUUGUUGUAAAUUCAAGAAAUCUGCAAAAUUUGGGCCCAGUCGGAUGAUUGCAAGUGAUCCAAAACCAGUUCUGGUUUUGAGUGCUCCCGGUCCAAAAUGGUUUCCAUUUCAGUACCACUGGCCUCUGGUGAAGGCGGCGAGCAUGAAGCACGACGCGAUUUCGAUUGCUCCGUUCAACGUGUGGAGUGUGCCCGACCGGCCGUGGGGAGCCGGAAAUCAGCUGUUGGUGUUCAAUAUCAAUGUGAACACGGACGUGGUGAGUGCAUGGUUUUACAGGCGGAUUCGGGCGAGUUGGUACCGUUCCAAAAGGUCUAUUUUCUUCCUGUCUCAUGGUGUCCAGUUAGGGGCCCUUUUUUGGAUGCUAAUACUAUACUUUGAAUACCCAAAGGAUCGAAUCAAAUUGAGAUUACCCAAGUAUUGCAGCGAGUAUGCGUGCUCAACGUGGAGUCCCUUUCGCUGACGACCAUCUCGCUGCCCCGCCCGGGAACAGUGAUCGACGUGCGCGACGACGAAAUGCUCAUGGAGACGGUGUCGGGCAACACGCACUCGCGGCUCUGGAUAUCGCAUUUGACCGAGUCGCCCGAUGCGCACGAGAACGCGAACUUUCUGAUGGAACAGCCGCCGCGCCACCAGCACGUCCACACGUUCGGCGCCUCGGAGCACUCGUUCGACGGGGACCGCUACUCGGCGGUGCUGAUCACGCCGUGCGAGACCCCCGGCGAAAUGAGGCCGCUCGUCGUCAUUCCGCACUACGGAAACGCGCCGAAUCACACGAUCAAGUGGGCGAUUUUAAAGGAAAAUCGAAUGAAUUUCUAUGUUUUCAGCGACCACAAAGCGUACAUCAAGACGCUCGCUCACGCUGGAUUCUUCGUGCUCACCGUCAAUUACCGCGAGCCGUUCGUCACUCUUCCCGGCUACGAUUUCCCGAAAACGAGCGGAUCUGCUGAUAUUCAGGACGUUCAUGUUAGACUAACUUGCGAUAUUGUGACCUCAAUUUCAAUUUCAGGAAGCGGUGCUGGCGAUCCUCUCGCAGUACGUGAACAGAAUCGAUCCGAUGGACAUUAAUUUGUUCGGAAAACGGUUCGGAUCGUUCGUCGCGUGCAGUCUGAUCGUCAAAUAUCCAAAGUUCUACAAGCGGUGCGCGCUCAUCCGUCCGAUGCUCGAAUUUCCGUUUAAACCGGAGAAGAAGGUGGUGGACAUCUUCCCGGGAGGCGUGCAGUUGAAGGACGUGGAGCCGGUGAACCACGCGAAGUCCAUCAAAACGCCCGUGUUUUUCCUUCACGAUGACAGCGACGGACUGUUUAAGUACAAGAAGUUCGAGGAGACUUUGAAGCGGAAUAACGUCCCCGUUUUGUUAGUUUUUGUUAAAGUAUUGGUUUCGAGUAUCUACUUUGAAAGUUUCAAACUGAUUGGAUAGUCUGAUCUGGAGAUAUAUUGUUUUGAAGCCUAAAAUGAAUACAUCUCCUAACCAAGUUAUCCAAUCGGACUGAAACUUUCAAGAAAGAUACUACAGACCAAGAUUCAUCGUACUUUUAGAAAAUUAUCGUUCUUUUUUCAGUUCGGAACCCGGCUACUGGUUGCACGAAUCCUACGUGGCCAACGUCAUCGAGUUCUACAAAAAACCCUUCCGCGGAAUCCCCCAAUAG